This is a messenger RNA of Hypanus sabinus (Atlantic stingray), 3214 nucleotides long. RefSeq lists its product as uncharacterized. The record is from RefSeq and is a predicted model, not a curated record. The transcript is spliced from 3 exons. Bases 164 to 544 code for a protein of 126 amino acids. NCBI's taxonomy places the organism in Eukaryota, Metazoa, Chordata, Chondrichthyes, Myliobatiformes, Dasyatidae.
CGGAGCGCCACGUCGGCAGCGGAGAACCAGGAGCCGUGAGCCGUGAGCCGUGAGCCGCAGAGUCCCCGAGCGGGUCGGUACCGUGCAGACGGCGGACUGCUUGAGCCCCGCCGAGCCCGGGAGCUGCGUGUUCACCGGCCGCGGAGCAGAGGGCGACCCAAGAAUGGUGAAGGUUGUGAACGGCACAGAGAUGAACCGAUCACCAUCGCAAAGCACGAAGGAGGAAAGCGUUCUGGAGCACGAACCAGAAGUUCCUGACACUUCGAAGGACCACCCUAAGACAGAAGCUGGAAUGAUCUGGAAGGUCACUGGCGGCCUCUACAACAUCACCAAGGGAGCAGUCGGCGCCACGGUCGGAGGCGUGGUGUGGCUGGGCGGGAAAGGUCUGUCGGCGACCAAGACGGCCGUGACCUCUGUGCCGGCGGCUGGUGUGGGACUGGUGAAGGGCGGCAUGUCCGCGAUGGCAGGAGGUGUCUCCACAGUGGGCUCCACUGUGGCCAGCAAGGUCCCGUUUACCACUAAGAAGAAGGACAAAUCUGACUGAAGACUGGAUUGGCAGCAGCCAUUGAAAUGGGCACCUGGCACUUGGACUCUGCCAGGUGGACCGGGGAGGGGGGUGGGGGUGGGGGAAAGGAUUUGCAACAUACCACCUUUUGGUCUGAGGGGUUGCGUUUUGGGUCUUCUGAAUCUAUCAGCUUCUCAUGCACGGGGUUUCGUUGGAUCCAGAUACGUCUGGACCGUGGCCCAAGACAGUGUGGAUCGCUAAGGGAGCUGCUGGACUUCAGUAUCCACCAGAAUGCAGGGGUGAAGCUGAAAUGUUUUGAUGGGAGGGGUAGGGGAGAGAGUUCUUUGACAGCUCCUCAUCUCCCCCAGUAAAAAUAUAAUUGCUAUCUAGGCAUUCUUGUGUGUGACUGAGGAGGCUGUCGCCAUGUGGAAGAGCGGUGACGUACUGCACCCAACCCACAUUCUGAGAGCCCACCGCAGGCGUCCUGGCAUUCUGCAGUGUUUCAGGUUUAAAUAGCUGUUUGAUCUGGACCGGCCUGAUCCUCUCGGGCUAGGCAAAUCUCAGCGAGGGAUUGGUUUUCCAAAUGACUGGCGUUUUGCUGAACAUCGUUGGUCACUUUUACUGAGAAGAUCCUGUCCUACUCUGAAAUUGGCCAGUUCUGUUCCAUUUUCAUGGCUGACCUACCCGCCAUUUUGUUUUGUUGAAUACAAGCGGGGGGGGGGGGGGAAUGGCCGACACCCUCCAUUUCACGUACUCCCUGGCUCAGCUGAAUGGCAAGUACAAAUCAAAGGAUGAAAACAGGGCAAUUCAGUUCUGAAAAGGCCCACAAGCUUGGCGGCAAGGGCACCCUGCUUGUUAUCACUGUGAAGGUCAAGAUUGGGACCCUCACCUCUUGGGGCUGAUCUUGAAGGUAGCACACAUUAAAAUGAUGGAGGAACUCAGCAGGUUGGGUAACAUCAAUGGAUGGGGAAAAGCUGUCGACCCGAGACCCUUCAACUGGACUUCCCUGUUAAAGAGUCUCGGCCCGAAACUUGGGCUAUUUGUUCCUCUCUAUAGAUGCUGCCUAACGUGUUGAGUUCUGUGUGUGUUACUCUUGAGUGCAGGGUUAGCUUUGCUAACUAACGUGGGAACAAUCUGAGCCAUUCAGCCUCUCCAAUGUGCGAGAACGGUGAACACAGACUUUGCGUUUUAUAAUGCCGAGCUUUCAUGUGGAAAGAUGAGGGAAAAAGAAUCUUUUAAACUUCUGAUGUUGUCAGGAAAGUAAGUCAACUCAUGAUUCAUAAAUGUAAAAAAUGUCCAUCUGUUGGUGUUGCCUGCUCUGGUGGGACUAUAUUUUGGAAGGUUUUUAUCAAGUGACUUCUCUUCCCAGCUGCCUGAAUCCGAUCAGUCUUUCAUUCUUGGAGCCCUUGCAGUUCCCCUGGACUCCCACCCUGCAUGUAUCCCGUCUGCAGUUUGACUAGUUUGACGGCAUCCUGAAUCCACUGACGGUGUAACGGCAAAGAACGGCCUUAGCUGUAUUUUCCCUCCCUGAUGAUCCAGGAGAUCAGUCGUUGACUGAGAUCGCCUGGGAGGUGUGUGUGUCGCACACUUAACAAUCUCACGGUUGCCCCGACACUCAGAUAUUCAUCCUGCCAUCUUCAAUGGACAGAGUGGGCUGUGCCUGGACUGAGAGCCUACGAUGAUUGCAUCACUGUUGUCUUACAGAACCAUUUCAAAUAAUGGGGUUACGUACCUCCUUGUAAUCUAGUUUCUAAUCUAAGGAGGAGUUGUCACGGAAUAAACGUAAUUGCAUGUUAUGAAAUUUGGGAUCUUUGACAAUGUUUAAUGUUCAAAUCCUUUGUUUUUAAUCUGUGAGAGAGGCAAUGGUCUUAAAUCCUCUCCACCUUGUUCACGGGACUGCUAAAGCGAAUGCACCCAUUUUAUCACAUAACCACCUCUGACCUGGGUGUGAUGCAUUGUACUACAGCGCGUGUGUGUGUGUGUGUGUGUGUGUGUGUACGUACACGUGUAUAUUGUACUACAGCGCGUGCGUGUGUGUGUGUGUACGUACACGUGUAUAUUGUACUACAGCGCGUGCGUGUGUGUGUGUGUGUGUACGUACACGUGUAUAUUGUACUACAGCGCGUGCGUGUGUGUGUGUACGUACACGUGUAUAUUGUACUACAGCGCGUGCGUGUGUGUGUGUACGUACACGUGUAUAUUGUACUACAGUGCGUGUGUGUGUGUACGUACACGUGUAUGAAUCUGGGACUCCCAACUCAACAAGCCUUUCAUCAGUGGACUGCUGCCUGCGCUGAGCCCGAAACGAGAUUAACCUGAAUAAAAAAAAAAAUGGUUUGAGAGUUUAAAGAAAAACAUAUCGUGUUCAGUUUACAGUUUUAAAAGCCUCCUGCCCUCAAAGCCCGGCAGGUAUUUUCCAACCUCAGUUACAUUUUGGUCAGCUGAGCAGGCUGGAGCUAAAGGCCUUGCCUGUUUUCGGGCUGCCCGUUCACUGCCUGUACUGAUUUAUGCUGGGUGGACGAUGGUAUCCAGAACGUCAGUUACCCUCAGAGCUGUGCCCACUCUCUGGGUGUGUUGCCAUCUCUCUACCAGCUUGCAGAAAGAGGCCACAGUGUGAUGGUGGGCAGGCUUUGUAUGUGUCCUUACAUAGAAACUCGUUUUAUCAGUAUUGUAUUUUACACCUUUCUUUGAAUAAAUCUGUUUAGCAGA